GCCUGGCUAAGUUAUUUCAAACUUCGUAACGAAUUUCUUGUUUUUGGCUUUGAUACUUUACACACUGGACGUUUUUAUCUGCACUGAUGAAAUAAUUCUUCUCUUUGCCGCAAAUUUCGUUAAAGUGUUGUCAUGAUGUCAAUAUUAUUAUCAAGAUUUCGUGAAAAGAAAACCACCACUGAAAUUUUAGAAAACCUUGAUUCGAAAAUUGAAAAGAUUGAGAAAUGUAGGUAUACAACAGAACGAAGACAUAAAAGAAUUGUUGCCAACCUAAUUUUAUAUAGCGUGAUACUUUAUAUAAUAUCAGUAUUCAUUUUUUAUUUUUGCUUUUUUCCUACAUCGUUAUAUGAUCAAAUACUCUAUAUUACUCCAUUAUUAAUUUUCCCUAUUGUAAUAUUGCUUACAAAAAAGAUGGUUACAUGGUAUUAUAAACGUAAAAUCUAUAAAAAUCAUGAAAAAUUGUGUGUAAUGCAGUGGGAAAAAGAGAAAAUUCUGGCUGAAGUAACAAAAACUGAGACAUAUGAAAAAGCGAAACAGAUUUUGUUAAAAUUUGCUCCAGAUCAAUUAAAAAUGAGACCUCUGUCUCCAUUUGUAUCCCAAUUAAAAUCAGUAAAAAAAGUAGGUUUAAAUGGAACACCGUCAAGAAAAGAUAGAAACUAAGAAAAAGUUUUAUUUUAUUCACAUUAUACAGUACCACAAUCCUCAGAAACUAAUAAAGGAUCUAUUUCAUCACAAACAAGUGGUUGUCCAAGUGGUUGUAACUUGGGUAUUUGACUAAUUGGCUUCCAGAAUGCUAGUCUAAUAACCAGUUAUUCCACUUGCAGAUUAUCGUUAGCAUUUUUUAAAUAAAAUUUAUUCUCAUUACUAAUACUAUAUAAAUAAAAGAUUAAAAUUAAAAGUUUUUAUACAUUAAUGUAAUAUAUUUAAAGAAUAAUUUUUUGUAAGUUUGUAAAAUUCUGUAGGUUGUUGACAUGAAAUGUGUACAUCUUAAUAUUUGUGUAUAUAGUUGUUUUAAUAAAAGAAGAGCGUAGAGUAUAUUCGAAAUCAAUACAUUAUACUGGUAGAAUAGCUGUGUUUUGUGAAUACGUAAAUAAGUACACCUGACCCUCGAUUUACGCUAAAAUCCAUUUCACGUGGAUUCGUUAAAUUCGU
Molecule: messenger RNA, 1152 nt
Organism: Nomia melanderi (Alkali bee)
Lineage: Eukaryota; Metazoa; Arthropoda; Insecta; Hymenoptera; Halictidae
Product: endoplasmic reticulum junction formation protein lunapark-A-like
Biological process (GO): endoplasmic reticulum tubular network organization
Cellular component (GO): endoplasmic reticulum tubular network
Source: RefSeq, a predicted model, not a curated record